UCGGAAUGUUGGGGAUGAUGGGAAUCUCUAGUGGUUUCAAAAUAAUCAGAAAAUUUUCUCCUCACCUGUCGUUGUGUCACCUAUACUUGUACAGAGUAUAAUAUACGCUUGAGGCUUUAGGCAGUACAAAAAAAGGCUCCUAACGCGUCUACGCGUGUAAAAUCGGUUAUUAAUUUUCAUCAGUUCGAGAUUUGUACGUAUAUUACAUCGAUGGUGAACUUGAAUCAAAAAAUGCUCCCACAUUGACGUACCAAUUUACUUUCUCGUAAGUUAUGAGUAAAGCAACGAGCCAAGGUUUAUAUACCUUAUCGCUUGUCAAAGCGGAAAGACCCGUAUAGAGCAGCUGCGGAGCUCUUCGAUGCGUACAUCUCUCUCUCUUCUCCGGCUCUCCCUCGCUUUUUCUACAUAUCGCUGAAAACAAACUGAUGCGUGCGUUGGUGGAUGUGGAAUAAAGAAAAACGAGAGAGGAUAAAUCAAACACUUACUUUGUUGGUGCUCAACGGUGUAUCGGUAUCGUUCCAGCCUGCAUCGCCUCGUCUGCUCCCUUUUCUCAAUUCUCUGUUCUUGAACUCGAUAGACAUGGUUUCAUGGAUGACGCGAACGGCGAGGAUGGCCCGUCUGCACCAGGAGAGCCUAAUGGUACGUUUGGGGCAGCACCGUAGCGUGAGCUCGCGGGAGGUGUUCGAGCGCGAGAGCAAGUACGGGGCCCACAAUUACCACCCGCUCGAUGUGGCGCUCACCCGGGCCUCGGGCGUCUUCAUGUGGGACUGCGAGAACAAGCGCUACUAUGACUUUUUGAGCGCGUACUCGGCCGUCAACCAGGGCCACUGUCACCCCCGCAUCGUCAACGCCCUGCGCGAACAAGCCGGCAAACUCGGCCUCACCUCGCGCGCCUUCUACUCGGACGUGCUCGGCGAGUUCGAGGAGUUUAUUACGCGGCUCUUCAAGUACGACAAGUGGUUACCGAUGAACACGGGGGUGGAGGGCGGGGACACGGCGUGCAAGUUGGCUCGCAGGUGGGGCUACGACGUGAAGGGCAUACCGCGCUACAAGGCCAAGAUCGUCUUCGCCGAGGGUAACUUUUGGGGCCGCUCGCUCGCCGCUAUCUCCACCUCCACAGACCCCUCGAGCUACGCCGGCUUCGGCCCGUACAUGCCCGGCUUCAAGACCGUACCGUACAAUGACGUUGAGGCGCUAGAGCGCGAGCUGUCCGAUCCCGAGGUCUGCGCGUUCAUGGUCGAGCCCAUACAGGGCGAGGCCGGAGUCGUCGUUCCCUCGGAGGGCUACCUCAGGUCGGUCCGGGACAUCUGCUCGCGCAACCGCGUCCUCUGGAUCGCCGACGAGGUGCAGACGGGACUUGGUCGUACUGGCCGCAGACUCGCCGUCGACCAUGAGCAAGUUAGACCGGACAUACUGAUCCUGGGCAAGGCGCUGAGCGGUGGCAUGUAUCCCGUGUCGGGUGUCCUCGCCGACGACGAAGUCAUGCUGACCAUCCGACCCGGUGAGCACGGCUCGACGUACGGAGGCAAUCCGCUUGGCUCCCGCGUCGCUCUGGAAGCUCUCAGGUACAUCUUAACUCAAGUUUGUCGGACCAACAUGGGCAUCAGGCGGGGCUUGGCGACGCUUGCGUCGAAGGUCGCGAGAAGACCGGCACCGAGUCAACGCCAACGCGAGCUCAUCGAGCGGGACCAGCGCUACGGGGGCCAUCACAUCCGCAUGCUACCGGUCGUGCUCAGCCGAGCCUCGGGCGUCCACUGCUGGGACUGCGACGGCUACAAGUACUACGACUUCUUGGGUGGUUUCGCGACCGUCAACCAGGGCCACUGUCACCCCCGCAUCCUCGAGGCUCUGCGCGAACAAGCCGGCAAACUCGAGCACUCGUCGCGCGCCUUCUACAGCGAGCCCCACGGUGAACUAGCCGAAUACAUAUGCCGGAUCAGCGGCUACGAGCGCUUUUUGCCGAUGAACACGGGAGUCGAGGCGUGCGACACUGCCCUGAAGAUCGCCAGGCGUUGGGGCUACCGGCACCGCGAUCCCAAAAUCAAGUCGAACGAGGCCAAAGUGGUUUUCGCUCGCAGCAAUUACUGGGGCCGAUCCCUCGCCGCCAUAUCCGCCUCGACGGAGCCCCUCUCCUACGAGGACUUUGGCCCUUACAUGGCCGGCUACGAGCACGUACCGUACGACGAUUUGCCGGCACUCGAGGCCAAGUUGCAGGCCGAGCCCAACAUCUGCGCGUUCAUGGUGGAGCCGAUCCAAGGAGAGGCUGGAGUUAAAAUACCCUCGGACGGUUAUCUCAAAGGUGUGAGGGAGCUCUGCACCAAGUACAACGUCCUCUGGAUAGCCGACGAGGUGCAGACGGGACUUGGUCGUACUGGACGGAGAUUCGCCGUCGACCACGAGGAGGUCCGGCCCGACAUCCUCGUCGUUGGCAAAGCGCUAUCUGCUGGGAUGUACCCCGUCUCGGGUGUCCUCGGCAGCAGCGAGAUGAUCCUGACUCUGGAAGCGGGCGUGCACGGGAGCACCUUCGGGGGUAGUCCCCUGGGUCAGAGGGUGGCGCUCGAGGCACUUAAGGUUCUCGAGGAGGAGAAGCUGGCCGACAAUGCCGCCAAGAUGGGGGAGAUCGUGAGGACGGAGCUUGAGAAGCUGCCCAAGGACAUUGGACAGUACCGCGGACGGGGCCUGCUCGCCGCGUUCGAGCUCAAUCCGAAGUUUGCCAACGGAUGGGAUGUCUGCGCCGAACUGAUUGACAGGGGAUUGCUGACGAGGCCGGCUUACAAUUACAUCAUUAGAAUUUCACCGCCACUCACCAUCAAUGAAGAGCAGGUCAGAGAUGCGCUCGACAUCAUCAAGACGACGUUACUCGAGUACAAGGGACGUGAUGGGAAACAGUGA
Messenger RNA from Copidosoma floridanum, 2892 nucleotides. RefSeq names its product ornithine aminotransferase, mitochondrial. Gene Ontology annotation, cellular component: cytoplasm. Gene Ontology annotation, molecular function: identical protein binding; L-ornithine transaminase activity; pyridoxal phosphate binding. The record is from RefSeq and is a predicted model, not a curated record. Lineage: Eukaryota; Metazoa; Arthropoda; Insecta; Hymenoptera; Encyrtidae.